Coniophora puteana RWD-64-598 SS2 is the source of this 789-nucleotide messenger RNA. Its product is annotated as NAD(P)-binding protein. Gene Ontology annotation, molecular function: oxidoreductase activity, acting on the CH-OH group of donors, NAD or NADP as acceptor. The transcript has 8 exons. Lineage: Eukaryota; Fungi; Basidiomycota; Agaricomycetes; Boletales; Coniophoraceae. Bases 1 to 789 code for a protein of 262 amino acids. The record is from RefSeq and is a predicted model, not a curated record.
AUGCUUACCUCCAAAGGCGUUGCCCUCGUGACAGGCUGCACAGGCGGCAUAGGCCGUGCUGUCUCUCUGCGCCUUGCAGCAGACGGAUUCGACCUCGCACUCAAUGAUCUCCCGCACAAGCGAGAUGCCGUCGACAGCAUCGCAGCAGAGCUUUCACAAGUGCGCUCGGGGAUCAAGACGUGCUCUGCGCUUGCAGAUCUUCGUUACGAAAACGAGGUCAAGGAUAUGGUAGCGUCUGUGUCGGACCAACUGGGUGGUAUUGACGUGCUGGUGGCUAAUGCGGGCGUGGUCAGAGUUAAUGCGCUUGCCGAGCUGAGCGAAACGGAUUGGGAUGACGCAUUCUCGAUUAACGUCAAGGGUACAUUCUUUUGCUACAAACACAUCGGCGCACAGAUGGUGAAGCAGGGACGCGGGGGACGCAUCAUCGGCAUGAGUUCGCUAGCAGGGAAAAAAGGUUUUGCCCUCCUCGGCGCGUAUUGCUCUUCCAAGUUUGCCGUGCGCGGCUUGACACAGGUCGCCGCCGCUGAGCUCGGGUCUCAUGGGAUCACGGUGAAUGCAUGUGCACCUGGCUUGGUAGAGACGCCUAUGCUUAAUGAACUUCACGAUGGGAUACUGAGGGCGAGUGGUGGUACUGUUGAUAUCUCAGCCACGAUCAAACAGCUUUCAACACUUGGAACCAACGGACAACCCAAGGACAUCGCAGACCUUAUAUCAUACCUGGCGUCCAAAGAGGCUCGCUUUAUAACAGGGCAAACGAUAUCCAUUGAUGGAGGCGUGCACUUUGACUAA